This is a messenger RNA of Saccostrea cuccullata (small rock oyster), 2736 nucleotides long. RefSeq lists its product as uncharacterized. Gene Ontology annotation, molecular function: nucleic acid binding. The transcript has 2 exons. Gene Ontology annotation, biological process: DNA integration. The coding region runs from base 1 to 2736 and encodes 911 amino acids. The record is from RefSeq and is a predicted model, not a curated record. NCBI's taxonomy places the organism in Eukaryota, Metazoa, Mollusca, Bivalvia, Ostreida, Ostreidae.
AUGGACGUUGAGCAGAUGUUUCACAAUUUCAAAGUUCCUGAAGACCAGCAUCGUUACCUGUGCUUUCUAUGGCACUUGGACAAUGACUUGAAUCAGCCAUUAGUUGACUUUCAGAUGACUGUUCAUGUAUUUGGCAACAGUCCUUCGCCGGCAGUUGCAACAUUUGGUCUCAGGAAAGUAGUCGAGGGAUCGGCAGAAGAUAUAAGGGAUUUGGUGUGUAACAACUUCUACGUUGAUGAUGGUCUUUUGUCCAGUACAACAGAAGAGGAGGCCAUAAGUCUUGUGCAUCGGACCAAGAAAGCCUUACAAGAUGGUGGAAACAUUAGACUCCACAAAUUUUCCUCCAACAGUAGGAAAGUAUUAGAUUCAUUCGCCCCAGAUGACCUGGCCAAGAACUUGAAAGAUCUCGACUUUGGAUCAACUGCCCUCCCAACACAACGAAGUUUAGGAUUGUUAUGGAACACAGAGAUGGACAAAUUUACAUUUAAGGUUAACCCAGUGGAGAAAGCCUACACAAGACGUGGACUGUUAUCUACCAUAAACAGUGUGUAUGACCCUAUUGGAUUCGCUCAACCUGUGGUUAUCAGAGGGAAGCUAUUGUUACGCGAGAUGACGUCCGUAACAAUGAAUACAGACUGGGAUGAGCCGUUACCCGCGUUUUUACAUGAUGAGUGUGGCGUAUCUAAACUUCAGGACAAUGACAUGUUUAGUACCAGUUUCCUGCUUGGGAAGGCCAAGGUUGCCCCAGUCCAUGGGCAUACUAUUCCACGGCUCGAGCUGUGUGCGGCCGUAUUAGCUACAGAAGUUGCCGAGUUUGUGAGAGAUCAGCUGAACAUUCCGUCGCAGGACUUUCGUUUCUUUCCAGACAGUCAGAUAGUGCUAGGCUAUAUCUCGAAUGAAAGUCGCAGAUUCUAUGUUUAUGUUGGGCACAGAGUAGCAUGCAUUCGUCUGUUUAAUCAUCCUUCCCAAUGGAGGUUUGUUCAGUCCGAGCUUAAUCCAGCUGAUGUUGCUACCAGUCCUGUGCACCCUUCUACUCUUCAAGAUUCAAGCUGGAUUCUUGGACCGCACAGUUCGCUCAGUACUUCAACUGAGGACUUUAAAUUAGUGGAUCCAGAGCAUGAUAUCGAGAUUCGCUCAGAUGUUACCUGCAGCAAGACUGACACAGCAGAUGUCACACAGUCAAAUCAUGAGGAAAAACCUUCAACUUGUCAGACAGAAGUGUUUUCUGAGAGAUUCACUAGAUUUUCUAGUUGGGACAUGCUCGUACGUGUGGUUGCUCGCUUGAAGUUCAUGACUAGACAGUUUCAGAACAAAAACAAGUUAUCUGGUGGUCCUAGUGACCCAGAACUCUUGAAGGAGAGUGAGCGCUCCAUCAUAGUAUCUGUUCAGAGAGACGUGUUCAGUGCAGAAUUUCGGUGUAUAGAGGAUGGGACUGACAUUCCGCGUUCUAGUGCAAUCAGACCUUUAUGUCCAAGAAUUGUUGCAGAUGGACUGCUACAUGUUGGUGGACGAUUGAACAAGGUACCUGCGGAUUUGCUAGAUGAUGUCAUGCGCAACCCUAUUAUCCUACCGAAGAACAACCAUCUCAGUUACCUCAUCAUACGUCACUUCCACCAGAGGAUAUUUCAUCAAGGCAGACACUUCACAGAGGGAGCUGUACGUUCCGCUGGAUUCUGGGUAGUGAGUUCGAGACGGAUGACGGUUUCAGUAAUAAAGAGCUGUAUUGUGUGUCGUAGACUUCGUGGACAUCCAGGAUGGCAGCAUAAGGCAGAUCUUCCGGAAGAUCGUUGUAAACCAUGUCCGCCAUUUUCUUAUGUGGGUGUCGACACCUUUGGCCCAUGGCCUGUUGUGCAUCGCCGAACCAGGAGUGGAAGUUCAAGUCAGAAACGUUGGGCUAUUCUGUUUACCUGUUUUGUGACUAGGGCGAUUCACAUUGAGGUUAUUGAAGAACUUACCAGUGGUGCAUUCAUAAAUGCUUUGAGGCGUUUUAUCGCAGUCCGUGGUCAAGUCACACAGUUCCGCUCUGACAGGGGGACAAAUUUCGUCGGCGCAGUGAAUGACCUCGACAUUGAUGCUGAAUUCAUAGAAAAUGGUCCUGUUUCCAAGUUCCUGUCAGAUUCUAGGAUUGCUUGGAAAUUCAAUCCCCCACAUGCCCCUCACAUGGGAGGUGCAUGGGAAAGACUCAUCGGUGUUUCAAAGAAGACUUUGAACGCUAUGCUACUGGAUCACAGACUGAAGGACAUCACACAUGACGUACUGAUUACUUUAAUGGCUCAGGUGUGUGCUUUUGUUAACAAUAGACCGUUAACAGAUGUUUCAAGUGACCCAGAAGCUCCGACAUUACUUACCCCAUCAAUGCUUCUGACAAUGAAGACCAAACAGGACACCGAGCCUUUUCCGUCAUUUGGUACCAAGGACGCUUUAAAGUCUACAUGGAAGCAUGAGCAAGUGUUGGCCGAAGAAUUCUGGCAUAGAUGGAAAACAGAGUACCUGCAUAACUUACAACAUCGUAGGAAGUGGCAAGGCCAAUCCUUAAACUUAAAGCCCGGUGACUUAGUGUUAAUGAUGGAGGAUGACUCUCCGCGCAACGAGUGGCCCACCGGUAUCAUACAAAGGACAUUCCCUAGUCAAGACGGAAAGAUCCGUAACGCUGAAGUUGCAGUUUGUAAGGACAACAAACUUGUGGUGUAUGUGCGACCGAUCACCCGACUUAUCACCCUUCUAGAGACUGAUUGA